AUGGAACAACACGGACGACGCGAGCGAGAGAGCAGUCCCUGCGCGUCCGCCCUCGCCACCUUUUUCUUGGUCUUGGGGGUCACUUCCUCCGCUCUCUUCGUUGCCGCUCAACCCAAGACUGCGCCACCGUCUGAUGAGGGCCCGAGCCUGCCCCCCGUUCCGCAGAAUCUGGGGUCUCUCGUGGGCGGCGGACUUCCCCUAGACUUUGGGAAGCUCCACGAAGCAGCCAGUGAGCCAUCCUUUGACGCCUGGCUCGUUGCAGUGCGGCGGACUCUCCACAUGUGGCCAGAAACCGCGUACUCCGAGCGCAGGACUUCCGCGCUUGUGCAAAAACUCCUCAAGGAGAUGAAUAUUCGCUUCACGUCUGGCUGGGGCACGAAUGUCGUCGGAAUGAGCGAAUAUGAGAAGAAAGCUGCGCGUGCGCGACGAGAAGGGACGGGAGUUGUGGCAGAAAUCGGCACUGGAGAGGAGCCCUGCGUGGCGCUACGAGCAGACAUGGACGCCCUACCGAUAUCUGAACGCAUACAGGUGCCUUUUCGAUCGAAAAUCGACGGCAACAUGCACGCGUGCGGCCACGACGCGCACACCACGAUGCUUCUGGGCGCGGCGGCGCUGCUGAAGCAUUUGGAGCCUCACAUCAAAGGGACGGUGCGUCUGAUCUUUCAGCCGGCGGAGGAAGGCGGCGCUGGCGCGCUGAUGAUGCGAGAGGAGGGCGUGCUAACUACACCGCCGCGCGUCGCCUUCAUCUUCGGGAUGCAUGUGGCCCCGUGGCUGCCGACUGGCGAGAUCUCCACGAAGAAAGGCGUCAUGAUGGCGGCGACCACGACGUUUUCCAUCACUGUUAAGGGCCGCGGAGGCCACGCCGCGAUGCCGCACAAAAACAUCGAUCCGAGCCCGGCUGCCGCGGCGAUCGUUCAGGGCCUGUACGCCAUCGCUGCGCGCGAGACGUACUUCACCGAGGAGAGCGCCUCGGUCAUUUCCGUCACGCAAAUCAAGGGCGGUUCAGCGUUCAACGUAAUCCCGUCGGAGUACUUCGUCGCAGGGACGAUUCGUGCGCUUCACUCGAAGCAGAUCCGCGCCUUGCAAGCUCGCGUGGCUGACCUCGCCGCCAACCUCGCGAAGGCGUUUCAGUGCGAGGCGCAGGUCGAGUUUGAUCCCGUCGGCUACGCAGCCCUCGUGAACGACUCAGGCGCCACGGACUUCUUUGUCACGGCCGCGGCGGAGGCGUCAAUAAGCGGAGAAGUUGCCACUAUGGAGCCGACGAUGGGCGGCGAAGACUUUGCGUUCUUCCUCGAGCAUGUGCCCGGUACCUUCGCGAUGGUGGGCAUCGGAAGCGCCGCAGCAGACCGGCCUGGCCACGUCCCAACCGACCGCGCGCUCCACAACGACGCAUUCGCCGUCGACGAGCGCGUGCUGAGUCGCGGAGCGGCGCUGCAUGCCCUGGUGGCGCUGAGGGCACUCGCGCACGUGGCGAGCCAGAAAACCGAGGGCGGUGACGCGAGCAAGAAGGACGAACUGUGA
Besnoitia besnoiti is the source of this 1521-nucleotide messenger RNA. RefSeq names its product peptidase M20D, amidohydrolase. Gene Ontology annotation, molecular function: hydrolase activity. Bases 1 to 1521 code for a protein of 506 amino acids. The record is from RefSeq and is a predicted model, not a curated record. The transcript is spliced from 9 exons. NCBI's taxonomy places the organism in Eukaryota, Apicomplexa, Conoidasida, Eucoccidiorida, Sarcocystidae.